This is a messenger RNA of Penicillium soppii, 5700 nucleotides long. RefSeq lists its product as uncharacterized. Gene Ontology annotation, molecular function: phosphopantetheine binding; catalytic activity. Bases 1 to 5700 code for a protein of 1899 amino acids. The transcript is spliced from 2 exons. Gene Ontology annotation, cellular component: cytoplasm. Gene Ontology annotation, biological process: secondary metabolite biosynthetic process; amino acid activation for nonribosomal peptide biosynthetic process. The record is from RefSeq and is a predicted model, not a curated record. Lineage: Eukaryota; Fungi; Ascomycota; Eurotiomycetes; Eurotiales; Aspergillaceae.
AUGGGCGAAUACAUAGAGCCAAGCGCGACAGCUUGGGGCAAUGCAGAGCUGAAAAACCCAAGCGAUGACGGGUGGUCCGACUCUGUGGCCCUACCCCAGCUCGCAGGCGCAAGCUGCAAACAAGUUCUGGUGCUAUCUUGGGUGUUGCUUCUCUCUCGUGGCACAGUGAGCAGCGAGGAUGGGGGUUUCUCCUGGAGUGGAGGAUCUGAGAUCCAUGGAGGCCUUCUCACAGACGUGAUUGAAAACCAGAGCAACCUCCUGAGAGACGUUCUAGAGAGGCUGAGAGCCUUGGGCCGAAUCGACGAAGAGAUGCCAGAUACACUAUUGUUUAAAAAUGGCAGCCCUGGAUCGGAAUAUACAUUUUCGCUUGAAGCAAACGUUUCGCAGGGUCUUGCAUACAUUCGCGGAACCCCACAUUCGCAAACAGCGACACAACCUGUCGAAGCCGUUCUAACUCAAAUCCUCGCCGACAUAAGUACUUCCAUUGCCAAUGGCCUUAAUCAAACGGUUUUCCAGGCUACUGGUAUCGGAAGACUGGAGCUGUCUCAUAUAUGGAGAUGGAAUGGGCUUAUGUCCCCAACCCUCAAUUACUGUAUUCAGGACAUGAUCAGUGCAAAAGCUCAAUCUCAAUUGGAGCGUCUCGCAGUUGUUUCCUGGGAUGGAGAGAUGAGCUACGCGCAGCUGGAGAACAUGUCAACAAAUCUCGCUAGACACUUGGUAAACUUGGGAUUGAAAGUGGGAACGGCUGUGCCUCUCUGCUUUGAAAAGUCCAUGUGGACGAUUGUGGGUGUUUUGGCAGUGAUGAAAGCCGGCGGCGCAUUGGUUCUCAUGGAUCCAAGCCAGCCCGAGGGGCGGCUGACAACCAUUGCCAAUGAGGUUGAUGCGGAUUUGAUUUUGACCUCUGAGCUGCAAGCCAGCCUCGGCCAACGCAUUGUCCCCGAAGGAAAGCAGGUUGUCGUUGGGCCCCUGGUUUCUCGCGACGACUUCCAAUCAUCACAUGUUGCAUUGCCUGCUGUGCCAGCCUCGUCACCCCUUUAUAUUCAAUUCACUUCCGGUAGUACUGGAAAGCCUAAAGGUGUUGUAAUCUCCCACUCCAAUUAUACCAGUGGUGCGGUACCACGAGCUGCGGCCGUGGGGUACGAAGCCCAUUCGCGAGUCCUUGACUUUCCUUCGUAUGCGUUUGACGUCAGCGUCGACUGCAUGCUGUGCACUCUAGUCAAUGGAGGUUGCAUUUGUGUCCCUUCGGAGGACCAGCGAGUCAAUGAUCUGAGUGGAGCCAUUCGUGGUAUGCGCGUCAACAUGGCCCAUAUGACUCCAUCAGUCGCACGCAUUCUGGCCCCGGAUAUCAUGCCUUCUUUGGAGGUCAUUGGCCUUGGGGGUGAAGCAAUCACUGCUAGUGAUACGGUCGAAUGGGGCAAAAAAACCAAAAUUGUCAUUGCCUACGGUCCCUCUGAGUGCACGGUUGGCUGCACGAUUAACAAUAGUAUCCCCGCUGGCAGGUCAUACACCAGCAUCGGACGAGGAGUUGGAGGGACAACUUGGAUAGUGGAUCCAGAAAAUCACGAUCGAUUGAUGCCCAUCGGGGCGGUGGGGGAGCUGCUCGUCGAGGGGCCCGUAGUUGGCGAUGGGUACCUCAACAACCCAGAGAAAACAGCAGAGGUUUUUGUCGAAGACCCCGAGUGGCUGGUUGAAGGCGGGGGAAAUAUCCCAGGUCGUAGAGGCCGUUUGUACAAAACUGGUGACCUGGUACGGUAUGACCCUGACGCGUCAGGAAACAUUGUUUUCAUCGGUCGCGCCGAUCAGCAAGUGAAGCUGCGAGGUCAGCGUGUGGAACUUGGAGAAAUUGAGUACCACGUUCGCAAUUAUCUCCCCUCCGGGGUUAGUGCGGCGGCAGAAGUGAUUUUACCUGGAGGAAAAAAAGGCGAUGCCACGUUGGUGGUCUUUGUUGCGGAGGAGAAAAGCGAAAACACCGGAAAAACCAGCCAAAUCACAUCAUUCUCGAAUCCGUUCCAAAGGCUCAUUGGGGGUAUCAAUGAUGCCCUUGCGAGCGAUCUCCCUCGGUAUAUGAUUCCCACCGCUUACAUCCCACUUGACCAGAUGCCGCUCUUGGUGUCAUUGAAAACAGACCGAAAGCAGCUGCGUGCUCUUGGAAACGAGUUGAACAGGCGUCAGCUCGCCGAGUUGAAGUCCUCCACUGUAGCAAAGAUCCCUCCACGCACAGAAAUGGAGCGCAAACUUCACAGUCUCUGGCUGAAGCUGUUUGGAGAUGAAGUGGAGAUUGGAGUGAAUGACCAUUUCUUCAGUCUUGGAGGUGACUCGCUGAAAGCCAUGAAACUUGUAUCUACUGCGCGAGAGCAGCUUCUUGCUGUUCAAGUCACGGAUAUCUUCCAGUCCCCUGUUUUGGAGCAUCUGGCUUUGAAAUUAAAAGAGGCGGAUGGCAAAGCGCCACUCGAUAUUCCUCCAUUCCAGUUGCUUCCGAGUGAUUGGAAAGCAGAGGCGGCCCGAGUCGACGUAUCUUCUUUGACCAACCUGGAUCCCUCCGUGGUGGAAGAUGUAUAUCCCUGCACUCCUCUUCAAGAAGCACUCAUGGCGCUUUCGGCUAAGUACAUGGACGCAUAUGUCGCGCAGAGAGUCAUUGAGCUGCCCGAUGCUCGAUCUGCCAAUAGACUGCGAUCUGCAUUUGAAUAUGUCUCGUCACAAUCUGCCAUCCUCCGCACGAGGAUUGUCCAAGUUCCACGACGAGGCCUGGUGCAGGUUGUUGUGCGCACAAACACUCCCUGGUUUGAGGGUACCAACCUGGAAAAAUAUCUCAGCAGCGACACACUGAGGGGAAUGUCACUGGGGACUGAUCUUGCUCGCUUUGCCAUCGUGAAUGAUGAAACAACUGGCAAAAGUCACAUCGUCCUCAGUAUCCACCAUGCACUGUAUGAUGGCUGGUCUAUGCCACUGAUAGUUGAACGCGUAAAUCGCGCCUAUCGUGGUGAGAGUAUCGGGAACCCGGCACCAUUCAAAAAUUUUAUCAAAUGGCUAGGUGACACCGAUCGAUUCUCCUCCGAGAAGUACUGGGCGGAUCAAUUGCAGGGUGCUACGGCAUUGCAGUUUCCGGUUCUUCCAUGGUCUGGAUAUCAAGCUAGAGCCGAUUCUCUUCUGGAAUAUUAUGUCCAGUUGCCAUCUACUUCAACCAACUCGACAAUAAGUAUUGCAACUGCUAUUCGCGGGGCUUGGGCGCUUGUGGCCGCCCAAUACACUUCCUCCGAAGACAUCGUGUUUGGAGAGACUAUGACUGGUCGCACAGCCCCCGUAGCAGCAGUAGAAGAAAUCGAAGGCCCAAUGAUUACCACUGUUCCAGUUCGCGUGCAUAUCGAUGGCAAAACUCGGGCAUCAAACUAUCUCCAGCAGAUUCACAACCAAACAGUACAUCGCAUUCCUCAUGAGCACAUGGGUCUGCAGCAUAUUAGACGCGUGACCGCGGAUGCAAGACAGGCUUGCGAGUUGCGUACGGGUAUUGUGAUCCAUCCAACAAUUGAGGAAAAUAUCGUUUGCGCAGAAGAUCAGCCAGCUACGGCGUUCGUUCCAACCAGUGAAGCAGAGGCUGCUCGCGAGGCUCUGAAAUUCAACUCUUACUCUCUUAUGCUUGUCUUCACUGUUGAUGCAAAGGGAUUCCUUAUCAUGGCCAGCUUUGAUUCGAAAACGGUUGAGGUGCCGCACAUGGAGCAAGUGCUCUUGCAAUUUGAUCGAGUAGUGCAAAAGAUUCUCGAGGAUCCAAGCCAACGUAUCCAGCAAAUAUAUGACUUCACAGCUGAGAAGGAAGUCACGGAACAAGUCUGUCUCUCGAGUAUCGGGCCAGCAAGCCUGCCAUCAGAGAAAAUGUACUCUGCUAUCACAUCAACUUGGAUCGUGCAUCCUCACAACAACGAGCAUCUCGUACCCAUCGGUGGAGUGGGUGAACUACUUAUCGAGCGUGAAGGCGAAGUGCCUUCAGAUUAUGUCAUUGUCAAUCCAUCCUGGUUUACACGCCCAGGAAAGCUUUUCGCGACCAGCCAAUUGGCGAGAUACACAAGCAAAGGUUCAAUUAUUAUUCUCCGUGCAAAAAGUACCCAGGUCAGCCAGAAUCCGGUUAAAACCAAGAAGCAAACUGCCAGCGCAAUCACGACCGUCGCUCAGCAAAAGCUACAACGACUCUGGGGGCAGAUAUUGGAUAUUCCUUCUCAGGAGAUUAUUUUGGAUGACAAUUUCUUCGACCUUGGAGGUGACUCAAUUCGCGCGAUGAAGUUGGUCUCGGAGGCUCGGGCCGACGGUCUUCAACUGACUGUGACGACAAUUUUCGAUCACAGGUUGCUGGUGGACAUGGCUGAACAUGCAGUGGAGGCUAAGGCUCCCGUGACUGCGUCGCAGAGUUACUUGCCAUUUAGCUCACUUGAUGUGGCAGACAUAAAUUCAUUGAUCUCAAAUCUCCAACCACUGCUUGGACAACCAGAAUGGAAGAUUAUCGACGCCUAUCCCAGCCGCCCGCUCCAAGAAAUUGCAGUUCAGGGUACUGUUCAACUUCCUCGCUUCUCCACUAGGUACGAACUUUUCUACAUGGAUACCAUUGUCGAUCGAAGUAAACUGUUCCAAAGUUGCCAAGAACUUGUCUCCCACAACGAAAUACUUCGCACUGUUUUCGUGGAGUACGAGGGUGUCUCAAUAGGAGUGGUUGUCGAAGAUCUUCCCUGCGAGAUUAUUGAAUACGAGAUAGAACGGGAUGUAGAAGAAUUCAGCCGGAAGGUCUGCGAGUUGGACGUGCAGUCACGCAUUUCCCUCGGAUCGCAGUUCUUUAAAUUCUUCUUCGUUCAGCACCUUGACGGGCCCAGUAGCCUGAUCAUGCGUAUCUCUCACGCUCAAUACGACGAGAUCUGUCUUCCCAUUUUGCUGCAGCAACUCUCGGCCUUGUACGAGGGACGAUCGGUGCCAAAGAGCUUGCCAUUUUCAUCUUAUGUCAAUCAUGUCACUCGUACCAAUUUGCCGGCCAGUAUUCCAUACUGGACAGAACUACUUCGAGGGUCGUCCAUGACACGGAUACAGCCUGAUAUUCCCGUGUUUUCCGGUGCUCAUUAUGCUAUAACCAAGGAAGUCAACAUAUCUGCACGACCACGUGAGAUCACAGUCGCAACGCUCCCUACAGCAGCUUGGGCGUUGUGCCUCGCGCGACGUCUAUCCCUUGAUGACGUCACAUUUGGUGAGGUGGUGAGUGGUCGAAACAUCGACCUACCCAACGGCGAUGCGAUUGUUGGACCAUCAUGGCAGUAUGUGCCGGUUCGGGUCAAGUUCAAAAAAGGAUGGACGGCUUUGGAUCUGCUAGAAUUCGUCCAGCGGCAGCAUCUCGAAAGUGCGCAAUUUGAGGGAAUUGGCCUCAAGGAGGUUGUCAAGCAUUGUACCGACUGGCCAGAGUCUGUUGACUGGUUUGACUCAGUCGUGCAUCAAGAUGUCGAGCAUGUAGAAGAUUUGUCCUUCAUGGCGGCUAGUAGUCGCAUGCAAACCAUUUACCCGCAUUUCGAGCCCUUGCGGGAAGUCAAGGUGCAGGCAUUCCCGAAGGGGGACAUGCUAUGCAUUGAGAUCGUCACUGUCGAGUCAUGGUCAGACUUUGGCCAGUCCAUACUCGAUGAAAUUGCCCAGAUCAUUGAAGAACUGGUGAAUUGCGUUGAUUCGGAGGUGCUUUGA